AAAAAAAACUUUUUUUUCCCUUCUCGAUUUGGUGAAAUCGAAAAUAAACAAAAAGAAAAUACGAAGAAGAGACGAAAGCUGAAAAUUGGAAAAAUACUCAAAAUUCAGAAAAAGGAAGCGUCGUCAAGAUCGGGUCGAAUACCGCCUCUCUCUCUCUCUCUCUCCAAUAAAAACCCUAAGAAACGCUCCCGAUUCCUUCAUCUUCUUCAUCCCAGUGAGGUAGAGAUUUUUGGUGUUGAAUUGAAAUGCCGGAGGAGGAGGAGGAGGAGCAGCUGGUAGAACUCAAGUUCCGGUUGUAUGAUGGAUCAGAUAUUGGUCCAUUUCGGUAUUCACCAGCCUCAACUGUGGCUAUGCUUAAGGAGAGAAUAGUUUCCGAAUGGCCAAAAGACAAGAAAAUUUCACCCAAGUCAGCCAAUGAUGUCAAACUCAUAAGUGCUGGGAAAAUUUUGGAUAACAACAAGACAGUUGGCCAGUGCAGUGUACCAUUUGGCGAUCUACCAAAGGGGGUUAUCACCAUGCAUGUAGUGGUGCAGCCAACUUUAGUAAAAGCAAAAACAGCAGAAAAGAAAGUGGAUGAACCCCCCAGGAAAACCUUGUGUUCGUGUUCCAUAUUGUAGGUGUAUUCAAUCUUUGAUUCAGAGUCAAACCGGUGCAGUUGCCGGCCUUCAAGUUGGUCAGGCUUCCUGGGGCAGCUGGAAGGACAGAAUAAUUCAUAGAACAGUGCCAGGCUUCAUUUCUUGUGCAACAGAGCAUGCUGGUGAUGAUCCUGAUGUAUUUUCGUUUAUCAAAUGCUUGUUUUUUAUUUGAUAGC
This is a messenger RNA of Rubroshorea leprosula, 811 nucleotides long. Lineage: Eukaryota; Viridiplantae; Streptophyta; Magnoliopsida; Malvales; Dipterocarpaceae. The record is from the annotation of a GenBank genome assembly.